UUCCAGAAUGCCUGCUUUCUUUCACAGAAUAGAUUAUUGCCAAGAUUAGUAGCAAAGCAAUCAGGAAUCAGGAGUGGCAUAGCCUAAAAUAAUCUGGGCAUGACAGAAGAAAAUACAACCAAGCAUGGUCAAAGGGGACACAAUGAGGCCUGUAUUUCAAUGAAAAUGAUGCUAACUCAUGCUUAUGUGUAUUGCUUCUUUUGUCUCCCACUAGACCGUACCUAAACCAUGGCAAACAGCUCAGAGUGGAUGGACAGCAGUAAUGAGUCAUUUGUUGGUGAUUUGGAAGCUUGUGCCAAAGCAAGGAGCCCAAGUCUCCGAGUAGCCCUGUACAGCUUCAUAAUCAUUGGAAUCUUCUGUACAGUGGUUGGAAACUUUCUAGUGGUGCUGGCUAUUGCUUAUUUCAGACAGCUCCGGUCUCACACAAACUCCUUUGUCAUGUCGCUAGCAGUGGCUGACUUCUUGGUGGGCUUGGUGGUUAUGCCUUACAGCAUGAUACGAACCGUCGAAGGUUGCUGGAACUUUGGAAAAACAUUCUGUCAGCUGCACUCCAGCCUGGAUGUUAUGCUCUGCACGGCUUCCAUCUUCCACCUGAGUUGCAUCGCGUUUGACCGAUACUACGCCGUCUGUAACCCGCUGGUCUAUUCCUUCAAGAUGUCCCGGAAUCGUGUGGCUCUGCUUAUUGUCAUAUGCUGGGCUGUUCCACUGCUCAUCUCCUUUGGUCCCAUCCUCUUGGGGCUACACGAGCUUGGUGUGGACGUACCCUUACCUGAGAACGUAUGCAUCCUUCUGGUAAACCGUGUCUAUGCCAUCAUAGCUUCACUAGUGGCAUUUUACCUUCCCAUGGCUACAAUGCUAGUUGCUUACUGGAAGAUUUACAAAGCAGCCAAGCGACAAGCCAUGCAGAUAAGUGCUUUGGAGACUCAGAUGGCAACUGGUGUGGGCAAGAACUCCAGCAAAAAACAGAAGCACCGCAACUACUUGAGGAGGGAGAGGAAGGCAGCAAAAACCCUUGGUAUCAUCAUGGGUGUCUUCCUCCUGUUCUGGUUGCCCUUCUUCACUGUGAACAUUGUGGAUCCUUUUAUUGAGUACAGAACAACAAGUGUGAUAUGGGAUGUGUUCCUCUGGUUGGGUUACGUGAAUUCCUCAUUGAAUCCUUUCCUUUAUGGUUUCUUCAACAGGUCCUUCCGUAGGGCUUUCCUAAUGAUCAUGGGUUGCGUUAUAUGUCUGCCCGGGUCAGCCCCUAUCAUGGACCUCUCUCAGUCUAAGAAGGAUACAAAUGAGCGCACAGAGAAACAAUAGGGCUCAAGGUUCCACCUACAGCCCUGUACGUACACGUGUUCAUUUGGCAGAUGCUGUUACGCAAAGUGACUUCCAGUUGAGCUGAGCAGAUGAAAGUGAACGACCUUGCUCGAGGACCUAACAGUGGCAGCUUGAUGGUCCUGGACACACAACCUCACCAUUGAGCUGCAAUUCUACAGAUCAAAUUCGAAAAGGAUUUCUCCUGAUGGACCACUGCAGACCAAUUUGCAGACCGAUGAAGCUCGGGGUGGUCCCGAAGAAAGAAUCAUGCUUACAAUAUGUUAAUCAGUGGUUUAUUUUGAUUAUGUAUAGAUUGGGGGUUGGGCCAAAAUCUUGUAUUGAGAAUUGAUGAUGCAAAUUCAAGCUAGUUUACGCAAAUUUAACCAGCCAGUUAGCUCUGGGCUAAGGAUACCUACUACAGUACAAGACACACUGAACGUACUGAUGUGAAAUGUCAAUGAUACCUCAAUAUUGGUGGACAGAUGUGUCUUCUCGCAGCGUAGCAUAGUAGUAUAGCAGUAAUGUGCCACAUGCCGUAGUAUGCCGUAGCUAGUAGCGUAUCGGAACCAGGGAGGUAGGGGCCAAAGUUUUUUUUAAUGUAUUUUUUUAUUUGAUUUAUUAUUCAAAGUUUGUAAUUAUCGAAAAUUAUACAUUUAUACAAGACAAAUCUUGUUUAUUUUUCUUUUAUACUGCAGACUAUAGAUGCAAAUGUUGUAGUAUUUCCUGUGUAAAUGCGAGACCUCAGUGUUCCCACUCAGUGAUUGUGUUUGCUGUCGAAAUAAGCGAGUCUAGUCUGCUUUGAUUUGUUUUCAUUUCUCACAAAUGCAGGAUGUUUCCUCAGAACAAAUAUUAUUUAUCUAUUCAUUUAUUCGUCAGAUACCAUGCCUUAUGCUGUUGUUGCUGAGCUAACUC
Messenger RNA from Ictalurus punctatus (channel catfish), 2214 nucleotides. RefSeq names its product 5-hydroxytryptamine receptor 4. Lineage: Eukaryota; Metazoa; Chordata; Actinopteri; Siluriformes; Ictaluridae. The record is from RefSeq and is a predicted model, not a curated record. Gene Ontology annotation, biological process: adenylate cyclase-activating adrenergic receptor signaling pathway. Bases 229 to 1302 code for a protein of 357 amino acids. The transcript has a single exon. Gene Ontology annotation, cellular component: membrane. Gene Ontology annotation, molecular function: G protein-coupled receptor activity.